AUGUUGUUCAAGUCCAUCUUCAUCUCGUCCCUUGCGACCAGUGCUCUGGCCAUAUACCUCCCUGAGGACCAUUACCUCGCCAAAGCUCCAGCAAUUCAAGAAGGAAGCUGCAACUGCUCCGGUGACAACAUCAGAUACAACAAGUCUCUCGCCAGCGAUUACAUUUGCGGUGACAAGCGUCUUGGUCCUAGCCGACUUCCCACCAAGCUUCCUCUUGGAACUUUCGUUACUGGCUACGACCGCUUUGGAGGACUCUCUCCCAACGACUUCCUUGGUAAGUGGUACAACUCCACACAGGGACCCGACGGUCGCGAGGCGGGAUGGAUCUAUCCUGAGAAGUACGGCUUCCAUCUGGAUGAGGAGAAACUUCCUGUCAAGUCGAACAUAGACUUGAUGCCCGGUACGCUGGUAGACCGUUUUGGCUACAACACUGGUCGCUACAUCUCCCCUGCUACCGCUCCCUUUGCGCAGCGAGCGCUCCACCCUCAGAACCUCGAUAACGAUGUCAACAAGGAGUUCCCAAACAACUACCACGUCUACAACGUGACCAGGAUGUUCACUGUUCAAGCCGGCCCUAUUAGACCUUGGUUCGGCCAGCCAGGCUUCGGCGUUCAAUUCUUCCUUGGAAAUGGUAUCAAUGUGAAGGAUUAUCUUGACAACGGACAUUUGGUGGAGCUCAAGCCAUCUGAUCUCGUCAAAGAUAGAACUGGAUGCGGCUUCCAGCGAGAGGACGAGGAGCCCGUCUCGGACGAGCUGUGA
Fusarium coffeatum is the source of this 759-nucleotide messenger RNA. RefSeq lists its product as uncharacterized. The record is from RefSeq and is a predicted model, not a curated record. The coding region runs from base 1 to 759 and encodes 252 amino acids. The transcript has 2 exons. NCBI's taxonomy places the organism in Eukaryota, Fungi, Ascomycota, Sordariomycetes, Hypocreales, Nectriaceae.